Messenger RNA from Centropristis striata (black sea bass), 785 nucleotides. Its product is annotated as cytochrome P450 2K1-like. Gene Ontology annotation, molecular function: heme binding; oxidoreductase activity, acting on paired donors, with incorporation or reduction of molecular oxygen, reduced flavin or flavoprotein as one donor, and incorporation of one atom of oxygen; iron ion binding. The record is from RefSeq and is a predicted model, not a curated record. Bases 1 to 492 code for a protein of 163 amino acids. Gene Ontology annotation, biological process: xenobiotic metabolic process. The transcript is spliced from 4 exons. Gene Ontology annotation, cellular component: cytoplasm; intracellular membrane-bounded organelle. NCBI's taxonomy places the organism in Eukaryota, Metazoa, Chordata, Actinopteri, Perciformes, Serranidae.
AUGACAACGCUGAACAAAGUCCAGGCAGAGAUAGACAGAGUGAUCGGACAGAGUCGACUGCCCUACACUGAUGCUGUCAUCCAUGAGGUCCAGAGGAUGGGAAACAUUGUUCCUCUCAAUGGACUCAGGUUGGCCGCCGAGGACACAACACUUGGUAGUUACUUCAUACCGAAGGGUACGAUCGUGAUGCCCAUGCUGACCUCUGUGAUGUUUGACAAGACUGAAUGGGAGACUCCAGACACCUUCAACCCCGGACAUUUCCUAGAUGCUGAGGGAAAGUUUGUAAAGAGAGAAGCUCUUCUGCCUUUCUCUGCAGGGAAACGUGUGUGUCUUGGAGAAGGCCUCGCCAAGAUGGAGCUGUUCCUGUUUUUGGUUGGUUUACUACAGAAGUUCUCUUUCUCUGUUCCUGAUGGAGUAGAGUUGAGUACAGAAGGAAUUACUGGAGUUGUACGUGUACCGCUCCCCUUCAAAGUUCACGCCAAGGCUCGCUGAAUUAUACAAUAUCUCAAUCUCAGUCUUUGACUGUUGCAUCACACCCUCAUGUACUGAGGGCCUUUUUUUAUUACUGCUUGUACAUUUAAUUCUAUGAAAUUAUUAUUUUUUCAGACACAGGGAGGGCAAAUAACUUUAAGUGCAAAAUAGUAUUCAGCAGGUCAGACAGGUUCAGACAGUCUUCUGCCCACAAGCGCUGAUGCACACAAGAAAAUCUGGCUGCUCAAAGGGCACAAUGCAUUUUAUGUUAGUACAUGUGCUGCUGGGAUGAUGAGAAAAUGCAGGUGAGUGAG